Triticum urartu is the source of this 1625-nucleotide messenger RNA. NCBI's taxonomy places the organism in Eukaryota, Viridiplantae, Streptophyta, Magnoliopsida, Poales, Poaceae. The record is from RefSeq and is a predicted model, not a curated record.
UCCAGGAUGAACCGAAGUCGUAGAGCAAUCAGAUUCGAACUCCCAAACCGUGCCAUAUACCCUUGGCCUGCCGCGCCGACCUCAUCGCCACAAUCUCCAGAACCACCAUGACGUCGCCCUCCACCGUCCCGUUCCGCACCUCCGACCUGAUCGGCCCACCACCACACGUCGCCACCGACGCCGCCGCCUCACCCGACUGGACGUUGCUCAGCAGGACGGCUCGGCUGUCGGACCACCGGAACGCGUCCACUGCCGAGUGCCACACGCCGGAGGGCCAGCCCGUGGCGGUGUCCUUCUGGCCGGCGGACCCGCCGGGCCUCUCCCACCUCACCGUCCAUUGCCCCGGCCUCGACGCCUCCGACUUCUACGAGGACACCCCGCCCGUCGUCCUCUGCGCCGAGGGGCCCCUCGUGCUCCUGCAGGUCACCCUCAACUUCCCCGAGUGGAGGUCUCCCCACCUCUUCGUCUACUCCGCCGCCGGGAACGGGGAUAAGAGGCCGUCGUUGCACCUGCUCCCGUGCCCGGACCCCGAGGUCGACGACAUUGGCGGCCACCCCCCGGUGCAGGACUUCGAGGGCAAGGCCCAGCAGCUCGGUCUCCUGCCCUGCGGCGACGGCGGGGGCUACGCUGUGGCCUUGCUCCACCACAAGCCGGACGAAUCCCACGGGCGGACCCGGCAGUACUACGUGUUCGUCUUCUCGUCGGAGAAGAACGCGUGGACGCGACGCAAGGCGGCGCCGCUCCACCUGUCCGAGUCCGACCAGGCGCUGUUCGACCGUCACGGCUAUGGCAGCUCCAAGCAGGUCGCCGUGGGAAGGAGCUCGGUGGGCUGGGUCGACCUCGCGUGUGGCAUCCUCCUUGCCUGCAACCUGUUCGACAAGCGUCCCAUCGUCAAAUUCAUCCCGUUCCCGGCGUCGAGGGCCCGCAUCACCGACGAGUACAACAACCCUUACUGCUCCCCGGAGUACUUCUGCGACGUCGUCUGCUCCGGCGACCUGAUCAAGUUCGUCGAGAUCGACUUCGCCGUCCCCAACUUGAGGACCAAGGGCAAGGGCUGGAGAGCCACCACGUGGUGCAGGAGGGUGUGUUGGGACAACUGGCGCAGGCGAUGCACCGUCGACGUCGACCACGUCUCAGUCGACCAGAGCUACUCCGCUCUGCUGCCGGAGCUGCUGGACGAGGAGACCCAUGAGCUGGAGCUGAGGAACCUGGAGUUCCUCAUCCCUACGCUGGGUGUGCACGACGACGACAUUCUUUACAUGUUGGCCAGGGGUGGUGGUGGAACUGGCGACAGCACGGCCUGGAUCAUCGCCGUUGACAUGAGACGCGCGGUGAUGGAGGCGUUGGUCCCGGUUUCUACCGAGAUGGGCUACACCGUCACGGUGUACCUACUUCCCGUGCGCCUUCCCCAAGUACCUCGACGGCGACAUCAUCAUGGCACUAGUUACAUAAUUUCUCCACACGUGAUUGACUUACUACCCGGCGAUAAGAACUAGUACAAGCAGUCCAAUGAGUUUGUUUUCCAUUUUGUGGUUGAUCAGGUGCAAGCAUGGAGGCUGAAACAGCUGCUGAUAAUACUGCCGACAAAGAUAGUAGCACUAGUAAUCAAAACUUCUCCGAUGAAG